AUGGAUGACUUUGGUUUGGAUACAAAUAUACUUGACAACAAAAUGGAAUGCAUUGCUGUUAAGAAAGAAAACACAGAAGAGGAAUUCCAGAAUGUAAAGGAAGAAAUUGUUGACAGUGUAGAUGUAAAAAGUACCAUAUAUACAAAAAAUAAAGCUGAAAGUCCAGUGACCAAAGUCAGAAGUCUAAGUGAGAAAGCAUUUGAGAAUACUUCAGAAGUUAUGGAGGAUUGUGAUGAAGAAACUGCUAUAUAUAUAAAGACUGAAGAUGAAUGUCUAGUAUCGGAAGUUGAAGGUCUUGGAGAAAAAGUAGUUGAAGCUGACUCCGUAGAAACUAUUGGGCAUUUUGAUGAAAGGAAUGCUAUUUUUCUGAAGGAGGAAGAUGCAAAAGAUGGAAAUCCAAUGUCUGAAAAAUCCAAAAGUCUUAAUGAAGAAGCAGCUGAAAAUUGCUCAGAUACUUUUAAGUGUGAUGAUGAAGAUCCGUUGUUAUCAGACUCAAUUGUGGCAGAGGAUAUGUGUUCCUCUGAUGAUGGUCAGCUUGUACAAGUGCGUAAGAAUGUGGAUGCAAAAGGGAAACAUUUGUUUUGUGACCAGUGUGGUAAGAGGUUCCCUUUUAUGAGUAAGCUUUUGCGUCAUAUAAGGGUACAUACAAAUGAGAAACCUUAUGACAGUGAACAACCCUCAUAG
This is a messenger RNA of Penaeus vannamei (Pacific white shrimp), 684 nucleotides long. NCBI's taxonomy places the organism in Eukaryota, Metazoa, Arthropoda, Malacostraca, Decapoda, Penaeidae. The record is from RefSeq and is a predicted model, not a curated record.